Spathaspora passalidarum NRRL Y-27907 is the source of this 918-nucleotide messenger RNA. RefSeq names its product putative hydrolase (gene NIT3). Gene Ontology annotation, molecular function: omega-amidase activity. Bases 1 to 918 code for a protein of 305 amino acids. Gene Ontology annotation, biological process: oxaloacetate metabolic process; L-glutamine metabolic process. Gene Ontology annotation, cellular component: mitochondrion. Lineage: Eukaryota; Fungi; Ascomycota; Pichiomycetes; Serinales; Debaryomycetaceae. The record is from RefSeq and is a predicted model, not a curated record. The transcript has a single exon.
AUGACAGUUCCACCAGUAUUAAAAUCUCCCUUAUCUAAAUCAUUGAAGAUCGCCUUGAUCCAAUUGAAAGCAGGUGCAGAUAAAGCUGCCAAUUUAACUAAAGUCACCAAGUUUGUUGAAGAAGCUGUAACUAAGUCCCCCACUCUUGACUUGGUUAUGUUGCCAGAAUGUUUCAACUCUCCUUAUGCAGUUAGCGAAUUUAGAAAUUAUGCCGAAUUGAUUCCUACUGGAGAAACAACUACACUUUUGUCUUCAUUGGCUAAAAAGCAUGGUAUUUUCAUUGUUGGGGGAUCGAUCCCAGAAAUUGCUCCUGAAGAAGGAAACAAAAUAUUCAACACUUCUCUUACAUUCUCACCUGAAGGAGAAAUUAUUGCCAAGCAUCGUAAGGUACAUUUGUUUGAUAUCGAUAUUCCUAAUGGAAUCACGUUCCAAGAAUCAUUGACCUUGACAGGAGGUGAUAAGGCUACUGUGUUUAAAUUAGGUGAGUUUGGAAAUGUUGGAUUGGGUAUUUGUUACGAUAUCAGAUUCCCCGAGUUAGCUUCAAUUGCAUCUCGUAGUCCAUAUAGUUCAUUUGCAAUGUUCUAUCCCGGUGCUUUCAACACCACUACUGGACCUAUGCACUGGCAUUUGUUAGCCAGAGCUAGGGCAGUCGACAAUGAAAUGUACGUUGUUUUAUGCUCACCAGCAAGAGAUGUUGAAGGAGGUGGAUAUCAAGCAUAUGGUCACUCUUUAGUGGUUGAUCCUUCGGGGAAAGUCAUUGCAGAAGCUGGGGAAGAAGAGGAGGAAAUUAUAUAUGCUGAAUUGGACAAGGAUGCAAUUCCCAAGGUUAGAGAUGGUAUCCCUGUACAUUAUCAAAGAAGAUUCGAUGUUUAUGGAGAUUUUGUCGGUGAAGGCAAGGCCAAGGUUAGCGAUAAAUAG